AUGGCCCAAUCUUCUGGCCAUAUAGUAGGCGUUCACUACAGGGUAGGCCAAAAAAUCGGAGAGGGUUCCUUUGGGAUAAUCUUCGAAGGUGUAAACUUGCUUGAUAACACUCCGGUAGCGAUUAAGUUUGAGCCCAGGAAGUGCGAGGCUCCUCAAUUAAGAGAUGAAUAUAGGCUGUAUAAGAUUUUGAACGGGAGCCAAGGGGUGCCCAAGGUGUACUUCUUCGGUCAAGAGGGCGUCCACAACGUGUUGGUUAUGGAUUUGUUGGGACCAUCCUUGGAGGACUUGUUUGAGUGGUGCGGUCGUAGGUUCAGCAUCAACACGGUCGUCUUGGUUGCCUGUCAGAUGAUUAGAAGAGUUCAAACUUUACAUGAGCAUAGUUUGAUCUACAGAGAUAUCAAACCAGACAACUUCUUGGUGGGGCGCCCACAGACGAAGACUGCUCAACAGGUACACAUUGUCGAUUUUGGAAUGGCAAAGCAAUAUAGAGACCCUAGGACUCAUCAACACAUUGCCUACAGAGAACGCAAGGCAUUGAGUGGUACCGCCAGGUAUAUGUCUAUAAACACACAUUUGGGAAUCGAGCAACUGCGAAGGGAUGAUUUGGAACUGAUGGGCCAUGUAUUUAUGUACUUUUUACGUGGCUCGCUCCCCUGGCAGGGUCUAAAAGCACCUACAAACAAGCAAAAAUAUGAAAAAAUUGGAUUAAAGAAGCAACUGACGCUGGUAAGUGAAUUGUGCUCUGGAUAUCCAGUUCAAUUUGCCCAAUAUUUGAGUUAUGUGCGCAAUUUGAAGUUCGACGAAGAGCCAGACUACGAGUACUUGAUAGGCUUAAUGGAAAGAGCCAAGGAAGAGACUACGGCCUCUGGAUCUGGCUCUGCUAAGCUGAUAGGAAGUGAAAGGCAGGACGAUAAUCUGGCUACGAUUGUACAAACUCCAACACCAACAUCUACAGUGAACAACAAGGAGGUAGACGACGAGGAAUCAAUUGAAUACGUCAAUGCGCACUAUGACUGGAUGGACCUAAAUAAUGGGAAAGGAUGGGACGCAGCGCUCAAUAAGAAGACCAACUUACACGGGUACGGCAACCCAGCCCCAAGAAAGCAAACUGGUCAACCUAAUGCACAUACAAAUGGCAAGCCAACACAAAAACUUCUUCCCAAGCAAAGACCGAUUCAAAACUAUGGAGCUGUUCCAGUUAUGGAUCAAAGGCAUAGUACCCAUACCAGUAAUCAGGGAGUAGUAGCAGGGCAAAUAAGAAACCACCCAAACGAUGAUUUAUAUAGUGACAGUUCUUCAUUUGCGAGAAGGAAUCCAUGCUGGUUAAGAUGGUGUUGCUUUCCUUAA
Molecule: messenger RNA, 1347 nt
Organism: Dujonia railenensis
Lineage: Eukaryota; Fungi; Ascomycota; Pichiomycetes; Serinales; Debaryomycetaceae
Source: the annotation of a GenBank genome assembly